AUGUCAGCUCGAGUGUGUCCCCUCCCGAUGCGAAGAGAGCGUAGCGACCUCUGUGCAUCGUCGGUCAUGCGCUUAGCAAAGCACACCGAACGUAGUCCAGGUCCCACCUGUACAAUGAGCACGGCCCUGAGAUCCACUCAAGAUCCACCGAAGCGUCAACCGCUUCGACCACCAGACACGGCACGCGACCCAAUGACGAUCAACAAUUGUAUAGAUGAGCUGAGAAGAAGGAGGCUACAAUCCACGACAGAUAUGCUAAUCCCAGGAGGUGAAGCACUGCGUAGUCCUUCGUCCAGUCCGCAUGUAUCAAUGAGAAACCGCGCCAAUUUGGGGACGAACAUGCGUGACAAUUGGGAUUCAAAUGAUGUGAAGAGUCGCAAUUCACGUCGUGAUCAUCGAAUGUCUGUACCAAAUCUAUCACCAGAGCCUUCAAGUGCAGUAGUUCAAUCAGCUAAAGCGCUUAGGGAAAAACUAGGAAGAAAUGGGGAUGGAGAGUUGUCGACUAUUAACGAGGGUUUGAUAACCCCUGUUAUCCGUCGAAAGCAGUUCAAUCAACCCACAGCGUUGACUUGUGUAGGAUUUUUUGAAUGUUGA
Messenger RNA from Strongylus vulgaris, 594 nucleotides. The record is from the annotation of a GenBank genome assembly. Lineage: Eukaryota; Metazoa; Nematoda; Chromadorea; Rhabditida; Strongylidae.